Vespa velutina is the source of this 3797-nucleotide messenger RNA. Its product is annotated as beta-1,3-galactosyltransferase 1-like. The transcript is spliced from 5 exons. Lineage: Eukaryota; Metazoa; Arthropoda; Insecta; Hymenoptera; Vespidae. Gene Ontology annotation, biological process: sensory perception of smell; detection of chemical stimulus involved in sensory perception of smell. The record is from RefSeq and is a predicted model, not a curated record. Gene Ontology annotation, molecular function: hexosyltransferase activity; olfactory receptor activity; odorant binding. Bases 727 to 1941 code for a protein of 404 amino acids. Gene Ontology annotation, cellular component: plasma membrane.
UGUCAUUUAUAUACUCCGGUCUUUGUUGCCAAGUACAGCUGAUCGUAAUGGCAAUUCAAUAAAAGAUAUCACGAUACAGAGAAAGAUUCCUUUUCUUUAUGUAGCAUUGAAUUGGGGAAAAAGUUUCUUCGUAUUCUUUUGGCUGAUGACAUUAUGAUCGUAUAACUCUUAUAAUAUUAAUCAAAUCCGGUAAUAAUUUGAAUAGUAACAUGUAACUGAGUAUUUUUAAGUAAGCUUAUGAUUAUAUUCGUUUAUUUAUUUAAAAGUUAUUACGUCUUGAAAAUGAAUGAAAAUUAAGAAGAAAUUCGAUAAAUUUUCAAGUUUUGCUACAAAAAAAAAAAAAAAAAAAAAAAAAAAAAAAAAAAAAAAAAAAAAAAAAGAAGAAAAAAGGAAGUAUGUGAGUUAGGUUGCUAAGAAAAUUUGUGAUAUUUAUUGACUUGAUAAAAUGUAAAUAUUUCCGGUCUAGUUAAAUAUUGAUUUUAAUCUCUAUUAUCUUUAUUAUUUCCUAAGAUUAUAUUAAGCAAUCAAGAAAAAAUGGUCGAUAUUAAUCAAUUCAUGAAAUUUUAUCUCAAAAAUGGUACUCAAUAAAACUUAGACACAUAAUAAAUUUCAUUUGAAAUGUUAAAGAACUUGAUUUACUUUUGCAUUAAAAAUAUGAAGAAACUCUUUCUUCAAUCUAACAUAAUAUCGAAUUUUUACAUAUUUUAGUUGUACAUUUUACAAAAGAUGGACCGACUUCGACUGUUGCCCAUGGAAUUGCCAUCUGCUACCAGCAUAAGCAAUAAUGGAAGUGUUAAAGGAAAUAUUAAAAUUUCUUUUGUCAAGAGAUUGGUAGUCGGAUUUGUAAUCUUGGCUGUGCUAGGCCUAUUAUAUGUACCAGCAUAUCAUUCAGCUCAGGGUCCAUUUUUAGGCUUAGGUGAGACUCCAUGCUCUACAGAACCUCUCAGUGGUUCGCACUUGGUAGCCACUGUAGCACAGUUACCUGGUUGGGCAUAUAAUACUUCAAGAGAUGUUAGAAAUUAUAUUCAUCCAGGAAAUAUUACUUCCAUUUUGAAUCCAUUUGCUCUUUGUUUACCACCUCCAUAUUUACUUAUAAUUAUUUGCUCGUCAGUGGCAAAUUACAAAGCCAGAAUGGCAAUUAGAAAUACUUGGGCUAAUAAAAAUAAUUUAGAUGUUUUAUAUAAUUCUACAGUUAAAGUUGCAUUUCUUCUGGGACAAAGUGAUAAUGAUACACUCAACAACUUUAUAAUUGAAGAAAGUUUUCAAUUUAAUGAUAUACUUCAAGAAAAGUUUUUGGAUACAUAUAAUAAUUUAACAUUGAAGUCUGUUAUGAUAUUAAAAUGGGUCACUACAAAUUGCGAAGAAGCUAAAUUUAUUAUGAAAACAGAUGAUGAUAUGUUUGUAAAUAUAAAUCUUUUGAUGAAAACCUUGCAAGCAAGAACACAGUCUAAAGGUGUUUUACUGGGAUCUCUUAUUUGUAAUGCUAGACCAAUAUCAGAUUCGAAAAAUAAAUGGUAUAUGCCAAAAUAUAUGUAUCCUGAAAAGGUUUAUCCUAACUAUCUAUCAGGUACAGGAUAUGUUAUGAGUAUCGAUGUAGCUUUUAAGUUAUAUCAGGCAGCUUUGAUAACACCUCUACUUCAUUUAGAAGACGUUUAUAUUACGGGUCUUUGCGCAAAGCAUGCAAAAAUACGUCCUAUUAAUCAUCCAGGUUUUAGUUACGCGCAAAGAAAAUUGGAUCCUUGUAUACUUAAUAACUCCAUAACUACACACAAAAUUAAUGCAUCUACUAUGUAUACAAUAUGGAAUAAAAUGAAUAAUAAUACGAAUAUAUCUUGUAAGAAACGUACUCGUACAGGUAAACAAGUUGUUAGCUUAAACAGAAAUGGUAGAAAUGUUGGUUAUUACAUGGUGAAAAGAAGAGCUAUUAAUAGAUGUGUUUAGCACAUCUGAUUAGAGCAUAAUUGAAAAUAUCGGUAUUAUCUCAUGUAUCGUACUGUAUAUAAAGACAACAUACAGCAUAUCUUAAAAUAUUAUUCAUAUUACAUGUCACAGAAUUUUCCAAAAGAUUAUUGCCUUAUAUGAUUUUAAAAAAAUGAGAUCUGCAAAAUUUAAUAUUUGCAAAAAUAGUAUUUCAAUUGAAAAUAUAAGAUAUUAAUUAUUUCUAAUAUUAAGCUUUAUACUUAGUGGUAGGUAGUGAUCGAUGUAGGCCUUCCUUUUCCAUUUAAAUCAAAUUGUUAAUGUGUUAUUAUGAGAUAAAGAUUUGUACUUGAUAUUUGAAAAAAAUUUUUAUAUUUUUCCAUUUAUGCCAUAGUAGUUUAUAAGGAAACACUGUCAAUUAGAUCUAUGUGUAUCAGUUAUUGACUUAUUUUGCAAUGAUAUCUUAUCAUUUACUUUCAGCAUAUUUUUACUAUAUGAAGCACAUCAAUAUAUAUAUUAAUAAUUAAUAAUUUUCUAUUCUGAUAUUUUAUAUCAUAUAUUCAUAGAAAGUGAAUUUUGGUGAGCUUCUUUCAAUGUAACUUUAUUAUUAGAGCAUAUAAUAUUAUAGUUGAAUAUUUGUGAUUUUCUUAGACGAUUCCUAUUUAUAUCUUAUAAGAAAUUUAUCGAAUUUUAUGAAUAUCUUAUUAAUCAGAACAGAACAGAACAUCUGUUGUCCCCUCCUCUAUCUAUUAUGAUAAUAAUGCAUCAAUAUAUAUAAAUAAUGUUUUUGUAUCUUGUAUUGUGAUUUACAAAUAAUAUCCUAAUUUAAAUUGAACUAAAAAAACAUUUAUUACUAAAAUAUUAUAUUUUGUUCAAUUUAGAAAUUGAUAUAUUCUACUUAAUUUAUAAGAUAUAAAAAGAAAGCGAAUAAAAAUCAUAACUUUGUUAUAAUACCUUAAAAGAUACACCAAUAAAGUGCUUCCUUAUCUUCUGUUAUGAUAUUUUAUAAUAAUGAUAUAAAAUAGAAAUAUAAUAACCGCAGAAAAUUGAUAUUUACAAAGAAAUAAGUAUCUUUUAUAAAUGUAUUAGUCUUUAAUAUUUUUAUCUUGUUUUAAAAUUUCCGUAAUAUUUUUAUAUAUAAAAAAAAAAAAAAAAGAAAAAAAAAAAGAACAGAAAACAUUUUUAUCAAGAACAGCAUACAUUCCAUUACAUUUUAACUAAGAAAUUUAAUAAAAAAUAUAAAAUUAAUAAACUUUUAUCAAAUUAAAUUCAAUAAUAUGAUUCCUUUAAAUAUGUCCAAUCGUGUUUUUAUUCUAGGAAUAUUAAAUCAUUAAUAUAUGUAGUUAACAUGUAACUACGUACAAUUUAAAUAGUCUUGAGAAGAAAAGAUUUAUAUAAAGAAAAUUAAAUUAUUAUCAGUAAAUUAAUAUUUAGAAACAAAUUUCGGAGACAGCUUAAGACAGCUUAUCUUACAUAGUUUUAGAUACGAUCAAAGCGUAGAGGAUUUUUAUUAUUUAUUAAUUAAAAUAAACUAUAUUGUUUGUGUGAUUAAAAAAAAUGUCAAUUUUCCGAUUAGGUUGAGUUUACGUAAUUUAUUAUAUAUUUCAAAAUAUUAUUUUUUUCCACUAUUAUAAUAUACAUAUUAAACCGUUUGUAAUCAAAAAGAAAUAUAUUCUUUUAUUGUAAAUUGAUAUAGGUACAUUUAUGAUGCAGAUUUAUGUACAAAUAUUAUCAGAUUAUUAAAUUAUAUUAAAUAUGAAAAAUUGUGUUCCAUGACUCAUACAAUUGUAUUUGAUAUACAUAUAAUACGAUUAUAAAAAAUUACAAGAGAAUGUUAAAAGCUUAUGCGCAUUUGUGAAUAAAUGUAUUACUACUUUGGC